Stegastes partitus (bicolor damselfish) is the source of this 1769-nucleotide messenger RNA. RefSeq names its product transforming growth factor beta receptor-like (gene tgfbr2l). Gene Ontology annotation, cellular component: plasma membrane; signaling receptor complex. Gene Ontology annotation, molecular function: ATP binding; metal ion binding; transforming growth factor beta receptor activity, type II. Gene Ontology annotation, biological process: cellular response to growth factor stimulus; heart development; protein phosphorylation. The transcript is spliced from 8 exons. The record is from RefSeq and is a predicted model, not a curated record. Lineage: Eukaryota; Metazoa; Chordata; Actinopteri; Pomacentridae. The annotation marks the transcript as partial.
GACCGACCGAGCGAGCGCCGCUGAGUUCCUCCGGCCGCCCCCCGCCCGUCCCGAUGAUGGCUCGGUGCCUGUGGACCGGGACCCUCGUCCUGCUCGCAGCCGGUCUCCCGGUUCUGGUCCAGUCUUUGAGCCACCUGAGCUACAACUUCUGCAAGUGGUGCGAGGACUCCAGUCCGGUGUGCGAAGACAGCGUCUGCCUCACCAACUGCUCGCUGUCGUCCUUCUGCAACUCCAUCGAGGAGAUCUGCGUCGCCGUCUGGCGGAAAACCAACGACACGAUGACGGUGGACACCAUGUGUCACCACCCAGCCCUGCCUCUGGAGGGCGUCGACCCCGGCCUGCUGCUGAACUUCACCACCAGAGAGUGUCACAUGGUGAAACAGCCGGCCGAGGAGGGCGCCAUGAUGGUCUGCGGCUGCCACGGCGAGCACGAAUGCAACGACAAGCUCAUCUUCGACAAGGGAGCCAAUGGUUUCUCCAGGCUGCACAGUAAAGACGUGAUCCCGGUGGUGGUGGUUAGUUUGGUGCCUCCUGUCAUGGUGGCCCUAAUCGCCAUCGCCGCCUUCUACUUCUACCGCAUACGGCGCCCCGACAAACCGAGCCCUCCUGCGCGUCCCGACUGGCCGACCAAACGCACCCCAGAGCUGUACCAGGCUUUGGACCUGCCGUGUCAAGGCGCUCGGAGGGAAGGUGGAGAUGUGACGGGAGCUGAACGGGACGAGUCCAACGCCAAGGUGCCGUCUCCUCACAGUGACACCAUCGGCAGCAUGACGAACUGGCAGAGCCACCUGCCCAUCAAGCUGGAGGUGCUGGUGGGGAAGGGGCGCUUUGCUGAGGUGUGGAGGGCUUGCCUGCUGGGGACCGAGAGGGGCGGAGUCAGCAGCUGUCAAACCAUGGCGGUGAAGGUGUUCCCGGCCGUGGAGUACGCCUCCUGGAGGAACGAGUGCGCCAUCUUCUCCGACCCCGAGCUGCAGCAUGAUAACGUGGUUCAGUUCCUGGCAGCCGAGGAAAAGGGUCCGCCGAGCCACGCCCUCCGGUCCUACUGGCUGGUUCUGGCCUAUCACAGCCUCGGAAACCUGCAGGAGUUCCUCACCGCAAACAUACUGAGCUGGGAGGAGCUUGUCGCCAUGGCGGGCAGCAUUGCUAAAGGAUUAGCUCACCUCCACAGCGACACAACGCCCAGGGGAGCAUCGAAGGUUCCAGUUGCUCAUCGGGACCUAAAGAGCAGCAACAUCGUGGUGAAGAGCAGGAACGAAUGUGCGCUCUGCGACUUCGGUCUGGCGCUGAGGCUGGAUAUUUCCCUCACAGUGGACGACUAUGCCAACAGUGGACAGGUGGGGACGGCUCGCUACAUGGCUCCUGAGGUGCUGGAGUCCAGGGUGAACCUGGAGGACCUGGAGGCCUUCAAACAGAUGGAUGUUUACUCCAUGGCUCUGGUCCUGUGGGAGAUGGCGUCCCGCUGCCACGCCAUCGGAGAGGUGAAGAGCUACGAGCCGGCGUUCGGCUCCAAGGUUUGUGAGCAGCCCUGUGUGGACAGCAUGAGGGACCUGGUGCUGAGGGACCGAGGCCGGCCGGACAUCCCCUCCACGUGGACGCAGCACCAGGGGAUGAACGUCUUCUGCUCCACCAUCACCGAGUGUUGGGAUCACGACCCCGAGGCCAGGCUGACGGCUCACUGUGUGGUGGAGAGGUUCAACGCCCUGCAGGAGGCCGAGGCAGAGGAGGAGGAGGAGGAAGAGGAGGAGGCACAGGAAGAGGAGGCGAGGGAG